Molecule: messenger RNA, 256 nt
Organism: Aspergillus niger
Lineage: Eukaryota; Fungi; Ascomycota; Eurotiomycetes; Eurotiales; Aspergillaceae
Exons: 1
Source: RefSeq, a predicted model, not a curated record
AUGACCAUCUCAACUACUACCAACAACCAAGACCCCCUCCCCCUCCCACCCCCCUUCAGCACCAUCCCCCGACACGUCCUAACCUUCGGCCCCUCCCCUAUCCACGCCCUCCCGCUCAUCACCUCCGCCCUCUACCCCCCAAACCCAUCAACAACCAUCUACGCCAAACGCGACGACCUAUCCUCCCCUCUCGCCUCCGGAGGCGGCAACAAGACCCGCAAACUAGAAUACCUCAUCCCGGACGCCCUCUCCAGCG